Ipomoea triloba (trilobed morning glory) is the source of this 6343-nucleotide messenger RNA. RefSeq names its product homeobox-DDT domain protein RLT2. Lineage: Eukaryota; Viridiplantae; Streptophyta; Magnoliopsida; Solanales; Convolvulaceae. Gene Ontology annotation, molecular function: DNA binding. The transcript has 18 exons. The coding region runs from base 594 to 5969 and encodes 1791 amino acids. The record is from RefSeq and is a predicted model, not a curated record. Gene Ontology annotation, biological process: regulation of transcription by RNA polymerase II.
AAAAAAAGAAAGAAAAUUCCAAGAAAUGGAUUAAGGAUGAGAAAGUGUGUUCAAAUGUAUGCUCAUAGUUGCUCAUCUUCAAUUCUUUUUGUUUCUUUCUUACUCCUGCUACUAUUGCUCUAUAAUAAUAAUAAUAAUAAUAAUUGUACUGAUCAUAUUUUAUGGGAAUUCGCUAAAUCUCACCUUCACACCUCAACGACAGUCGCUGUUUGCUGUACAGAUUAUCAAUACGCAAUAGAGGGAGAGAGAAAGUCUCCAGUCCUUUUUUUACUUUUAGUGAGAGAGAGAGAGAGAGUGAUGGGUGAGAGAAGUGUGAGCAUUUUCUAGGAGUUAAACUUUUGUGGGUUUGUGAAAUUUUCUAUCUUUUCGUCAAAACCAAAAGCUACCCAAUUCCGUGCUCUUCUCUCUACCCCCUUCUCUCUCUAAAAGCUCUUUCAUUUCAUAAUUUGGGAACCCUAAGUUUUAGAACGAGAAAGAUAACGAUUUUGGGGUGUUUUAAUGGAGGGUGCUGAGUUUUAGAGCUUAUUGAUUCACUUAUGGUUCAUAUUUUUGGUUAGUGGGAAGAGUUGUUUGGAUUUUGGGUUUGUUUAGUAAUGGAGCCUCCUGGCGGUGGAAAUGGCGGAGAGUCUGCUGCGCCAGCUGGAGUUGCCGGAGGCAGUGCCGGCGGAAGUGGUGGUUCUGAUGUGGAGAAAAAGAAGCCACCGGAAGGAGGAGAGCCUAAGGUUAAGCGCAAAAUGAAGACAGCUUCGCAGUUGGAAAUUCUUGAAAAGACCUAUGCUAAGGAAGCUUAUCCAUCUGAGGCAGUGAGAGCAGAGCUGUCAGUUAAGUUGGGAUUAACUGAUCGGCAGCUACAAAUGUGGUUCUGCCAUAGGAGACUGAAGGACCGAAAGGCCCCCUCAGCCCCCUCAGUAAAGCGGACACGAAAAGAAGAUUUGCCGGGGGCAAUGGUGUCUUCUUGUGGACAAGAUGACAUUGCAACUGGGGGUGAAUUGAGGAGUGGGCAUGCGUCUGCCUCUGCUUCGGGAUUGAACCCACAUACGCCUGUGGAUUUGCAACCACACCAUCCCCGGGUUGUUCAUCGACCUGGAACUGCAGUUCCGAGGUAUGCAGCUGAAAUGCCAGCCAUGAAGCGGUAUUAUGAGCCACCUCAGGCUAUAUCAGAGCUUCGUGCUAUUGCAUUUGUUGAGGCGCAGUUAGGAGAGCCAUUGAGGGAGGACGGGCCUAUUCUUGGAAUGGAAUUUGAUCCCUUGCCACCAGGUGCAUUUGGCGCUCCCAUUGUGACAGCAGUGCAUCACAAACCAGCGGAACGGUCUUUUGAUACUGAACUAUAUGAGAGACAAGAUAGUAGACAAAUCAAGGGGCCUACAAGGACUCUCCUUGAAUACCAGUUUAUUCCAGAGCAGCCAUCUAUUAGAAGUGAUGCAUAUGAACGAACUGUUCCGCACCACUAUUACGGUUCACCUUCUGAAGCUCAGGGAACCAGGCCUUCUUUAUCUUCUGGACGCUCUUAUCUCCAUAACAGUGAGCAUUUUCCCUCAGGAUACAGUAUACAGACUCAACCGCCAACUUUAAGUCUACUACAUCAGCAAGGGAGACAUGCCCACUUAUCUCCAGCUUCAGAAGAGGUUGAUGUUGCUCCGCAAGGAUCUUCGCAUGUGAAAAUUAGUGUGGAGGGUAAUUUUGGUUCCCAUCCCAUCACUGGGCUUGAAAAUCAAUUCGUAUCACCUGAGACCCGAGUCAUUCAUGAAGAGGAACGGUUGGAGAGGAAGCGCAAGAGUGAAGAGGCUAAAAUGGCAAGGGAAGUUGAAGCCCAUGAGAAGAGGAUUAGGAAAGAGCUUGAGAAACAAGACAUGCUAAGGCGAAAGAGAGAAGAGCAAAUGAGGAAAGAGAUGGAGAGACAGGAUCGUGAGAGGCGGAAGGAAGAAGAAAGACUUUUACGUGAAAAGCAGCGUGAGGAGGAACGGUACCUAAGGGAGCAAAGGCGUGAGAUGGAAAGGAGGGAAAAAUUUCUCCAGAAAGAAUCUAAGAGAGUGGAGAAAAUGAAGCUUAAAGAAGAAAUGCGUAGAGAGAAGGAGGCUGCAAAGCUUAAAGCUGCUAAUGAGAGGGCUGCUGCUCGUAGAAUUGCUAAAGAAUCCAUAGAAUUAAUUGAGGAUGAAAGAUUGGAACUCAUGGAGUUGGCUGCCUCUAGGAAGGGUUUGCCUUCAGUUCUAGCUUUGGACAAUGAAGCUCUACAAAACCUUGAUUCAUUUGCAGAUAUGCUCAGGGAAUUCCCACCCAAGUUUGUCUGCCUGAAAAAACCAUUUGGAAUUCAACCCUGGAUUGGUUCUGAUGCAAAUGUGGGCAAUCUUCUAAUGGUCUGGAGAUUCUUAAUUACUUUUUCUGAUGUUCUCUCGCUCUGGCCUUUCACUUUGGAUGAGCUUGUUCAGGCAUUUCAUGAUUAUGAUCCAAGAUUACUUGGAGAGAUACAUAUAGCUCUCCUGAGAUCCAUAAUAAAAGAUAUUGAAGAUGUUGCUAGAACGUCUUCAGCUGUGGUUGGAGUGAAUCAAAACAAUGUUGCUAAUCCUGGAGGUGGACAUCCCCAGAUUGUUGAAGGAGCAUAUGCUUGGGGUUUUGAUAUAAGGAGCUGGCAGCGCCACUUAAACCCAUUGACUUGGCCUGAAAUAUUGCGGCAGUUUGCUCUAUCUGCAGGUUUUGGCCCAAAGUUGAAGAAAAGAAGCAUUGAACCUGCGGGUCUCCGGGAUGAAAAUGAGGGUAAUGAUGCUGCUGAUAUUAUUUCCAACUUACGAAAUGGAGUUGCAGCAGAGAAUGCUCUUUCUAAAAUGCAAGAAAGGGGUCUUUCCAAUCCCCGGAGAUCUCGACAUCGCCUAACACCUGGAACAGUCAAAUUUGCAGCAUUUCAUGUUCUCUCAUUUGAGGGAAGCAAGGGCCUAACAAUACUGGAUGUUGCAGAAAGGAUUCAGGCAUCUGGUCUGCGGGACCUUACCACGAGUAAGACACCAGAAGCAUCUAUUGCUGCUGCUUUGUCAAGGGAUACGAAGCUUUUUGAGAGAACUGCUCCUUCCACUUACUGUGUGCGUACGCCUUACAGGAAGGAUCCUGCUGAUGCUGAAGCUCUUCUUGCCGCAGCCAGGGAAAAAGUUCACCUAUUUAAAAAUAGAUGUUUGAAUGGUGAGGAAGCAGAUGAUGGUGAGAAAGAUGAUGUUGAAAGAGAAGAAGAUUCUGAAAGUGAUGCAGCAGAGGAUCCUGAGGUUGACAAUUUAGAAGAUGAAACAAAUAUAAAUAAAAGCAGUGGCUCUUGUAAACCAAGUAGAUUAGAAGAUCACAAAAUUUCUUAUGAUCUGACUGAGAUGCCACCAGAUAGUGUUCAGAAUUCACCUACUUUGAUGCAAGCUUCAGGUCUUUUGGGGGAGAAAACUUCUGGUGAUCAAUUAGUUGAUACUGGCAGUCAAUGCGAGAGUAGUAUUCCUGACCAAGAAAACACAAUAGUAGAUGAUGGCAGUGCAGGCGAACAAUGGGUUCAAGGACUCAUGGAUGGGGAGUACUCUGAUCUGAGUGUCGAAGAGCGCCUUGAUGCCCUUGUUGCUUUGGUUGGAUUUGCUAACGAGGGAAACUCUAUCCGCAUUGCUUUAGAGGAGCGCUUGGAAGCAGCAUCUGCACUGAAGAAGCAGAUGUGGGCAGAAGCACAACUUGACAAACGUCGUUUCAAAGAUGAUUAUGUGAUAAAGAUGCAGUAUUCAUCUGUUAUUAACAAGGCUGAACAGAAUUUCUCAAUCUCUGCGAUGGAGAGCAGGCAAUGUCUUUCUCUCGCUAUUAAUGCAAAUAAUGGGGCUGCACCAUUAAAUUCUGCUGCUCAGCCAGGGGAUUCAAAUAACCCAAACUACUCUAGUAAUGUAAUUGUUGAAAGAAAUCUUCCAUUACAAGAGUUUUCUGCUGGCCCUGAUAAUAUUCAGGUUCAGCAUUUGGGAUAUGUUGCAGAGAAGUCACGCAUGCAGCUGAAAACUUAUAUUGGAUAUAGGGCAGAGCAGACAUAUGUAUAUAGGUCAUUGCCACUUGGACAGGAUCGUAGACGCAACAGAUAUUGGCAGUUCAUUACUUCUUCUCGAAAUGAUCCAGGCUAUGGCAGAAUUUUUGUUGAGCUGCGUGAUGGUCAGUGGAGGCUUAUUGAUUCCGAAAAGGGUUUUGAUGCCCUCCUGGCAUCCUUGGAUGUACGUGGAAUCAGAGAGUCCCAUUUGCAUUUGAUGUUGCAAAGAAUUGAAGUGACUUUCAAGGAAACUGCAAGAAGAAAUACGUUGCAAAUGAAUUCUGUCCCAGAUGUUGAAAAUGAUGUGAAAAACGAAGCUUUGGAAAAAACUUCCACUCUUGACAAAGACCCAAAUAGCGCUCCGUGUAUAUCAAACUGUGAUAUGUCUGAACCGUCAGCAUCCUUUGUGAUUGGGGUUGGAAGGAACAUAGUUGAGAAAAGCGAUGCUUUGAGGAGAUACCUAGAUUUUGAGAAGUGGAUGUGGGAAGAAUGCCUUGAUUCUAAAUUUUUAUGUGCGAUGAAGGAGGGAAAGAUAAGACGUAGAAACCUGCUGAGAGUUUGUGACCACUGCCAUGUUUUGUACUUUGAGGAAAAUCACUGUCCGUUUUGUCAUACAACUUACGCCAAAAACUCAAAAUUUUCCGAACAUUUGACUAGGUGCAAAGAGAAAUUGAAGGAUGAGUAUCUUUCCCCUUACCGGGCUCUAUACUCGUCACCUCCCAUUCGUCUUAGAUUGUUAAAAGCACAGCUAGCUUCACUGGAGGUCUCCGUUCUUCCUGAAGCUUUUGAACCUGUUUGGUCAGAGGAGUAUCGAAGCCAUUGGGGUAUGAAGCUACAGACUGCAUCUUCAGCCGAAGAUCUACUUCAGCUUUUAACAAUGUUAGAAUGUGCCAUUAAGAGAGACUUUCUAUUGUCAAAUUACGAGACCUCAAAUGAGUUGUUGGGCAUUUCUGAUCAGCCUGCUGGUUUCGAGAGGGUUGGCGUGCUUCCAUGGAUACCCCACACGACAGCGGCUUUAGCACUGAGGCUUAUGGAACUCGACACAUCCAUAUAUUACACACAACAGCAGAAAGAGGAAUCUCAGAAAGGAGCGAGAAAUUUCUCUGCGCUACCGUCAAAAUAUACUAUUCCAAAAAAUGUUGCGGAGGAGGUUCCUGCUGAAGCUCUGCAUGAAGCUGGAAUGUGGCCUAAUGUCGAAAACGGAUCUGGCUCAGGACGAGGCCGAGGUCGUGGAAGAGGUCGUAGACGUAUCAGUAUUGAGAAAUCUCAGAGGAAAAUCGUCGAUUCCAAGCCCGAAUCGGCUUCUCACAGAAAGUCAAUAGCAAGCAAUGACAGACUUGGCGGACUGCCAGGAUGGAAAGGGCAAUCGAAGGGACAAGGGGGGCGUAGAAAGGGUCGUCGUUCAGCCAGAAGUAGGCAAAGGCCGGUGAAGAAUGUUAAUAUAACAAUUAAUGCUGAGAACAGGCCGUGCUCCAUUGAGCAGCAAUGGAAGGAGGACGAAACAGCACAGAUUCAAAUCGAGGCCGCUGAAAACGAUAGCAGUCCAGAAAGAUCGGGAUUUGAGAACGAUAACGGUCAAGCAUCAGAGGAUGAAUACGAUGACUACGCUAUGACAGAAGAGUAUCCCGGGCUCUUCAGUGCAAAAUCUGGACAGCAAAUGGAAAUCGGUGGCAACUAUGACGCUGAUCAAGGAAUUGAUGACCGCAUUGAUGAUAUAGACUAUGCCAACGACGAUUACAUAGAUGGUGAUGAUGAAGUUGAAGGCGAGGAAGAUGCACCGGGGAAUGAAGAAGACAUUGAAGGAUAUUUCAACGGUGACUCAGAGGACGAAGGAAACAGAUUCAGGGCCGGUGACUCAGAGGAUGAAGGAAACAGAUUCAGGGCCGAGGAGCAAAUAGAAAGCGAGAGUCAAGAUUCACCAUCUUCGUCAUCUGACUAUAGUGAAUAAUUUCUAGUUCCGAAGAAGGGAGCAAAAUGUAGCUGCAAGCCUGCAAGCGAUGUCAACUCUACAAAACAUAAAGAAAAAGGUGAAGGUUUGCUCUUGCUCCAUAGUACAAUCUCCCAUCUCUUGAAGACUAGAGAGCUUUGUAGGAAGUUAACAUGUAUUUAUAUGUAUUAAUAGUUGAAAAUGAGCUGCAUAGUGUAUGGUAAACUGUACCUAAAUCUUGCAAACUGGAGUACUAUACAUCUCAAUUAUAAAGAAGCAAGAGUUAAAGCUCAGAAAUUUUAUUAUGAAUUCUGGGAAAUAUGUAGAUUUCAUCCAUUUUAUCCCCUUGCAGUGUUUUCCCACUGAUUCUGGAAUGGAGAAUAUAGUGAAGCUGA